This is a messenger RNA of Venturia canescens, 633 nucleotides long. It is a transcript of the gene ND-B16.6, whose product is annotated as NADH dehydrogenase (ubiquinone) B16.6 subunit. Lineage: Eukaryota; Metazoa; Arthropoda; Insecta; Hymenoptera; Ichneumonidae. The record is from RefSeq and is a predicted model, not a curated record. The transcript is spliced from 3 exons. Bases 77 to 538 code for a protein of 153 amino acids.
UUGAAUAACACUUUCUGCUACUGUGUGGCUGCAGGCCAUACAGCUAUAGCAGCUGCAAGUCGAAUAUCGGAUAAAAAUGGCUACGGCCGCUAAAACCGGACCGCAAGAUUUACCACCUCCGGGUGGUUACCAAACGAUUCCGACUGAACGAACACGUCUUAAGUCUGUGAUAGGAUGGAAAACUGGAAUCGCAGCGUUUGUCGUAACAAAUGUUUUUGGAUGGAUCGUCUACAGUAUAAAGUAUCGAGAUUAUAAGAGACGUCAAAUUGAGAUGAGAAGCGCACGUUUAGCUCUAAUUCCAAUACUUUGGGCAGAGCGAGAUAGAGCGUUUUUGAAACAAACGAUAAAGAACCGUGACGAGGAAGCAGAUUUGAUGAAAGAUUAUCCCGGAUGGGAAGUUGGUACAUAUUUCGGUGAACCGAUAUACAAAACUGUUCCAGAAGACACUUUCAUUGUGCCCCAGCUGAAUGAAUAUGCAGUUCAUGCCCCUAAAUAUGGCAUUACGUAUCAGAGAGCCAUACAUCGUCACAUGACAUAACUCAACAGUCAAGUGUUGAAUUUCGAAUUAGUCUUGCUGUGUACUGUAUAGAUAAUUGAAACAAUGAACACAAUAAAAUUGAAAAUCCUCUAGAA